This is a messenger RNA of Mytilus trossulus (common blue mussel), 674 nucleotides long. Its product is annotated as microsomal glutathione S-transferase 1-like. The record is from RefSeq and is a predicted model, not a curated record. Gene Ontology annotation, cellular component: membrane. NCBI's taxonomy places the organism in Eukaryota, Metazoa, Mollusca, Bivalvia, Mytilida, Mytilidae. Bases 40 to 504 code for a protein of 154 amino acids. The transcript has 3 exons.
UUGUCAAAAAUAAGACCUAUCUUUACUAAAAAAUCGGUCAUGGCGGAUUUCAGUAGUACAUUUAGCUUCGAAAAUGCAAUUGUUUCUCAAUUUAUUUUUUAUGCAACAAUUGUUCUUCUAAAGAUGAUGCUUAUGAGUGUAUGGACAAGUAAAAAUAGGAUAUCGAAAGAGGUGUAUGCAAAUGUAGAAGACCUGAAGCUAAGCCCAAAUGACAAACUAAAAAUUAACACGACUGACACAGAUGUGGAAAGAAUAAGAAGAUGCCAUCAGAAUGACAUUGAGAACAUCAUUCCGUUUGUCCUAAUUGGAUGUUUUUAUUGUAUGACUGGACCAUCUCCGUUCAUUGCUGGUUUGCACUUCAGACUGUUUGCUGCUUGCAGAAUCUUCCAUACCAUUGCAUACCGUUUUGUCAUACCACAACCGGCAAGAUUUAUUGCAUUUCUUGGCGGAUGGGGAAUUACUGCUUCAAUGGCUGUUGCUGUUCUUGGUUCGGCUACAAUGUAAAUGUGAUAACGUUUCUGAGCUGUAUUUGUAAAAAUUAAACAUAUUUAUCAUAUAUUAUGAACACACAAAUACAUUACACGUCACAUCAAUUUGUGAAACGUUUUAAUUGAAAAUUAAUUAAAACUAAAAUAUAACAGUACAUUUAUAAUUGAGUGUAAAAUGUAAUUGUU